AGUUGCGGGUUGAUGGGCGUGUGGGAGUUUGUGGCCUGGCAGUAAGGCCCCCUUUGUUCCCCCAGCGUAUCCGAUGGCCAGACGUGCUUUCCCAGUUUCUGGUAGCGGUCUUUGCCCCCGCCCUUUGGUGCUUGCUAAACUAAACCGAAGCCGGGGACUUGGAUUGUUUUCCAUGCCAUUGUAACUUAGAAGUCCUGUAACCUUGAACCAGAGUCUGCCUUCGAUUUUCCUGGUUGAUUCUUUUUCGAUAUUUAGGUUCCUGUGGUAUACUGAUGAGCAGAACUCUUCCACUACAUACCUCAGUUUUGCCUAAGGAGAUAUAUGCAAGAACUUUCUUCAGAAUUGCUGCACCAUUAAUAAACAAAAGAAAAGAAUAUUCAGAGAGGAGAAUUAUAGGAUAUUCUAUGCAGGAAAUGUAUGCUGUAGUAUCAGGAAUGGAGGAUUAUAAGCAUUUUGUUCCUUGGUGCAAAAAAUCAGAUGUAAUAUCAAGGAGAUCUGGAUACUGCAAAACACGAUUAGAAAUUGGGUUUCCACCUGUAUUGGAGCGCUAUACAUCAGUGGUAACCUUGGUGAAACCACAUUUGGUAAAGGCAUCCUGUACUGAUGGGAAGCUCUUCAAUCAUUUGGAGACUGUAUGGCGUUUUAGCCCAGGUCUUCCUGGCUACCCAAGAACUUGUACUUUGGAUUUUUCAAUUUCUUUUGAAUUUCGCUCACUUCUUCACUCUCAGCUUGCCACAUUGUUUUUCGAUGAAGUUGUAAAGCAGAUGGUAGCUGCCUUUGAAAGAAGAGCAUGUAAGCUGUAUGGUCCAGAAACAAAUAUACCUCGGGAAUUAAUGCUUCAUGAAGUUCAUCACACGUAAAGAGAAAAAGGAAAUGGUCACCUACUUGUAACUAGUUUAUUCACUUUUAGGAAGUACUUUCAUCAUUUGCUUUCAGAAGUCAGAAAGCAUUUGUCAAACCCAGCUUUGAUUAUAAACCCGUACCAUUGAAAAUUUGCACUUGGAAUAUGGAACCACGUGUACAUAGAAUUCAAUCAAGUGUAAUUCAGAGUAAUAUGUAUAUUAGUAUAUUUACAAUAAUGGGAUGUCAUCACUAUUGCUAGAAUACUGACAUUCUUCUGAACAGAAAUUGAAACUGUAAAUCUAAACCUUUUAGUUAUCACAUCACCUGAAAGAGGUUGGUUGAGAUACUCAUGCAGUGUGUAUUAUAUUAACCAUAUCACUUUUAAGUUAUUAAAUUCAGACUAUUUAUAACUUAUUGUCUUAGGGUCUGCCUCACGGCUUAGGAUAUUUGAGUAAUCAUCAGAUGCUUAAAGUAAAAACUUUGACUUAAAAAUACUGUUAACGAAGGUUCCCUGGCACUUUUCUUAUUUUUAAAUUGUUCUUGUGGGUAGUAGUAGAUAAUUUGCUGUUACACUGAGGUUAGCUUCCAGAUAAACAGUGAUUUUUUUUUUUUUUUUUUUUUUUGGUGAGUGGUCCAGAGUUUUUUUUUUUUUUUUUUUUGCUGUACGCGGGCCUCUCACUGCUGUGGCCUCUCCCGUUGCGGAGCACAGGCUCCGGACACACAGGCUCCGCGGCCAUGGCUCGCGGGCCCAGCCGCUCCGCGGCAUGUGGGAUCUUCCGGGAUCGGGGCACGAACCCGUGUCCCCUGCAUCGGCAGGCGGACUCUCAACCACUGCGCCACCAGGGAAGCCCGUGGUCCAGAGUUUUAAGCUACUUUUCUCAUAGUUUGCAGCCCUCUCCCCGGUACUUCGACAUGCUCUUUCAAAAAUGCUGUUUGCAUGUCAAAUUUUGUCUACAGCAGUGGGCAGUAGAUGAAGAUAAUAAGCUGGUGUCCAAUUUUGUCUACAGCAGUGGGCAGUAGAUGAAGAUAAGUUGGUUGAGACGUCUCCAGCACCAUGCACCCUUAUUUUCUAUUUAUUGUGUGUACUCACUUUUAAUACAUUUCAAACUGAUAUUUUUGUAAACAAAUCAAUGUAAGGACUGAAGUGGUAACUUAAUAAAGUUAAUUUGUUUAUUUUUUGUACAGUUA
Messenger RNA from Mesoplodon densirostris (Blainville's beaked whale), 2031 nucleotides. RefSeq names its product coenzyme Q10B (gene COQ10B). Gene Ontology annotation, molecular function: ubiquinone binding. NCBI's taxonomy places the organism in Eukaryota, Metazoa, Chordata, Mammalia, Artiodactyla, Ziphiidae. Gene Ontology annotation, cellular component: mitochondrion. Bases 273 to 860 code for a protein of 195 amino acids. The record is from RefSeq and is a predicted model, not a curated record. The transcript is spliced from 5 exons. Gene Ontology annotation, biological process: cellular respiration; ubiquinone biosynthetic process.